This is a messenger RNA of Spodoptera litura, 2150 nucleotides long. Its product is annotated as acyl-CoA Delta-9 desaturase. Gene Ontology annotation, biological process: unsaturated fatty acid biosynthetic process. Gene Ontology annotation, molecular function: stearoyl-CoA 9-desaturase activity; iron ion binding. The record is from RefSeq and is a predicted model, not a curated record. NCBI's taxonomy places the organism in Eukaryota, Metazoa, Arthropoda, Insecta, Lepidoptera, Noctuidae. Gene Ontology annotation, cellular component: endoplasmic reticulum membrane.
UCCGACUUGCGCGCUGUGUCACGGGCGCUCGUGUGCCGCAUGCCCUAAAAACCAUCUUCAUAAACACCUUUACAAUUCCCUAGUGCUACCUGUAACAGUGUGUGUACAAAUAUCUGGAUUCAAUUCAUCGCAAUCUCGCAAUAAGAGUGGAGUAAUGGCCGCGAUGUCAGGCGCCCCGCUACUCCUUGCCAAUGCUACUCUCACCAGCAAGCUGCAAGACGAUGACCACAGACACGCAGAACCUAUGAAAAAGAACAGAGAUUAUGAAUGGCAAGUGGUAUGGAGAAACGUGUUCGCAUUCGUAUACUUGCAUGCCGCAGCCUUGUACGGAUUCUACUUGAUGUUCACCGGGAAAGUUAGAGGAUGGACCAUUUUAUUCGGUUUAGUAUUCGCGGUAAUGGCAGGUAUGGGCGUGACGGCUGGUGCACACAGGCUAUGGGCACAUCGCUCAUACAAGGCGCGCUGGCCGCUUCGGCUAUUCCUAGCUUUAAUGCAGACAAUGGCCUUUCAGAAUCACAUAUACGAAUGGGUCCGAGAUCACAGAGUUCACCACAAAUUCACCGAGACGGACGCAGACCCUCACAAUGCGAGACGAGGCUUCUUUUUCUCCCACAUCGGCUGGCUGAUGGUGCGCAAACACAAGGACGUGUUCGAAAAGGGUGCCACCGUCGACAUGUCAGACUUGGAGAAAGAUUCGAUCGUUAUGUUCCAAAAGAAAACAUAUAUGGUGUUGAUGCCACUCCUUUGCUUCGUGAUCCCAGCCUGGAUCCCAUGCUACUUCUGGGGUGAGAACCCAUGGUACUCCUGGUAUGUGGCCUCCAUAACCAGAUACACCGUGGCCUUGCAUUUCACCUGGCUCGUUAACUCAGCAGCCCACAUCUGGGGCAACAGGCCCUACGAUAAAAACAUAGGCGCUACUGACAAUAAGGCGGUCGCCAUCUGUGCGUUCGGAGAAGGCUGGCACAAUUAUCACCACGUCUUCCCCUGGGACUACAAAGCAGCUGAACUCGGAAAUUAUAGCACAAACCUAUCUACUGCUCUCAUUGACUUCGCAGCUAAACACGGUUUAGCAUAUGACUUGAAAACAGUGUCAGCCGAAAUGAUCCGACAGAGGGUAAACAGGACGGGUGAUGGUUCUCAUCCGUGGACCAAGGACAGCCAAGAAGAUGGACAUUAUCAUCCUGAGAACCCAGUGUGGGGCUGGGAAGACACGGAUAUGACCGAGGAAGAGAAACAAUUCGCUGAAAUCGUCCACAGAAAAAAUGAAUAGGUUCCUCGUGUUGCGGAAUUUGUUUUAAUUUUUCUUCUAUACGAAAUGAAAGUCCCUACAAAGGUGACUGACUGUUGUAUUUUGUGUAUUUGUGAGCAUUUUAUGUGUAAAAAAUAUUCUUAAUCCUCCUUAGUUAAGUUAGGUACAAAUCAUUGUUUCCGUCAUGCUCUAGUUUUGAUAUAAAAUUCGCUCAAUUAUUUUAGAUAAUAUAGUGUGUUGGUUAAUUAAUAUUAUGAUGGAAGAAUAAAAUAAAUUUCGAUGUUGUAAAUAACAAAUUGUGGAUGUAAUAUUCAUAUAUACCUACUUUUAGAGAUCUGUUCUGAAGUGAUGAUGCAACACUCAGCAGAAUGAUUCUGUUAGGGAAUAUAAAAUAAAUAGAUUAACUGGAUUCAUCCGAUCGUCGAUCGUCUUGUGUGGGGCCAAGUUAGAUGAACUUAAUACACAAGAGAACAGAUGUAGUUAUAACAUAAGUGACUGAAUCAGCUUAUGUAUCUAAUACUACGUUAGUAGUAUAUAUCGUAUAUUUGUAUGUGAUAUUGUUCUGAUGGUGACUGUUAAAGAUAUUUAUUAUUAAAUUUAAAUUUUACUAAGAGCCUUUGUAGCGUCACGUUUGAAGGGAGCGUAGAAAAUUUUCCGUAACUUUCGAAAAUGAUGCUUAUUUGUAGAUGUAUAAGGCCCUUAGUGAAACCUGACACAAAGUUGAUGUAAGUUUUUAAUUUAUUUAGCAGCGUAACUUCGGUUGGGGUCUGCUUGGAAUAAUGUUUAUAUCGGCCACACUGAGAGAUCAUGCUUUAUGACAUAGUAAGUGUGCGAGUGCAGGUACUAGUAUAACAUUUUUUGUAAAUUAAAUCUUUAUAUUUUAAUAAAUAGUGAAUCGUUU